AUGGACCUUCCGGCCAACGAAUUGGAUCCCAUUGGAUCACAUACGAGGGAAAACCUCAAAAACCGCUCUUAUCGUGAGCUGUGCCUUGGAGCGACCGACAAGGGAUGGAGUAAUCGCAUGGCCAGGGUAGGUUUCGAUCCACAGUUCGAUCCACGGUCACGCGUGUGCGGCAUAUCGUGCGUCACUUGUCGCUACACCGUAGCCGCCCUCAACGUUAUUGCAAAUCAAAUAGAAAUUUGGAGGAUAUAUGCGAAAGAUGAUCUCGAAUGA
This is a messenger RNA of Haemonchus placei, 270 nucleotides long. NCBI's taxonomy places the organism in Eukaryota, Metazoa, Nematoda, Chromadorea, Rhabditida, Trichostrongylidae. The record is from the annotation of a GenBank genome assembly.